Messenger RNA from Solanum dulcamara, 1067 nucleotides. Its product is annotated as PHD finger protein ALFIN-LIKE 2-like. Gene Ontology annotation, molecular function: transcription coregulator activity; transcription cis-regulatory region binding; histone binding. Lineage: Eukaryota; Viridiplantae; Streptophyta; Magnoliopsida; Solanales; Solanaceae. The record is from RefSeq and is a predicted model, not a curated record. Gene Ontology annotation, biological process: regulation of DNA-templated transcription. The transcript is spliced from 4 exons. The coding region runs from base 105 to 842 and encodes 245 amino acids. Gene Ontology annotation, cellular component: nucleus.
CGGGUGGCUCCCCAAUUUCUUCACCGAGUCUGCAGUGGCUUACUACCCAUUUUUCUCUCACUAAUAAAUCCCAGAAAUAGCUGCGACUUGAAAUUGACCAACGCAUGGCUUCUAACUCUUCCUCCAAUAGCCCUCGCACCGUCGAGGAGAUCUUCAAAGACUUCUCCGCCCGUCACGCCGCCGUCCUCCGUGCCCUCACUGGCGAUGUGGAGGAAUUUUACUCACAGUGCGAUCCAGAGAGAGACAAUUUGUGUUUGUAUGGACAUCCAAAUGAGUCUUGGGAAGUUGCUGUGCCGGCCGAGGAAGUUCCGCCGGAGUUACCGGAGCCGGUGUUAGGUAUCAAUUUUGCCAGGGAUGGGAUGGAGCGAAGAGACUGGUUGUCUUUGGUUGCUAUGCACACAGAUUCGUGGCUGCUCUCUGUGGCUUUCUACUUUGGUGCUCGCUUAAACAGAAACGAAAGGAGUCGUGUGUUUACCCUGAUAAAUGAUCUACCAACUGUCUUCGAAGCCGUGACAGGGAGGAAGCCUUUAAAGGACAAGCCAAGUGUUGAUAGUGGAAAGAAAUCAAAGAACAAUGCAAAGAGAGAAAAACAAAUUAAAGCAAAUCAAAGGCUACACGAGGAGAGUGAUGAUGGGGAUGAAGGGAAUGAAGAUGAGCAUGAAGAAACUCUAUGUGGAAGUUGUGGAACUAAUGGCAAUGAGGACGAGUUCUGGAUUGGGUGUGACAUAUGUGAAAGGUGGUUUCAUGGCAAGUGUGUGAAAAUAACUCCUGCAAAGGCUCAAAGUAUCAAGGAAUACAGAUGUCCUUCAUGCAGCAAUAAAAGGGCAAAACAUAUGGGUUGAGUUAUAGCUUUAGGAAGAGUUGAGUUCAUGUUAGCAUAAACUGAAGAUUGCUUAAUCUGCAGAUGAACCCCCUGACCUGCACAACUCCCAUUCUGCUGCUCCUUACUCUGUGUUGAUGUAUACUUUUGUUUCUUUUUUUUUUCUUCUCUCGAAAGUGAUUUCUGUUUCUUGUUAGUUUACAGAUGUAGCUUUAUAUCAGGAGGGAUAAAAUUAAGUUCCUUGUAA